Molecule: messenger RNA, 1598 nt
Organism: Linderina pennispora
Lineage: Eukaryota; Fungi; Kickxellomycota; Kickxellomycetes; Kickxellales; Kickxellaceae
Exons: 4
Coding region: 1-1539 (512 amino acids)
Biological process (GO): transmembrane transport
Cellular component (GO): plasma membrane
Molecular function (GO): purine nucleobase transmembrane transporter activity
Source: RefSeq, a predicted model, not a curated record
AUGGGCUGGAUUGACAAUCUCAAUAGCCAUGUCGCCAAAUCGCCGGUCGGCCGGUGGUUCCGUCUCAGCGGCUCCGGCGCAGUUGUCGAGCGCGACAACUCAAAGUUCUCUGUCGAGAUCCGUGCUGGUCUGACGACAUUCAUCACGAUGGCGUAUAUCAUCUCGACCAACUCGCUCAUCCUGACUGACACGGGUGGUACGUGCGACUGUGACCGCGAGCAGUUUGGUGCCACAUGCACCAAUGACCCGGCCUACGCAUCGUGCCUCCAGGAAAUCAAGAUGGACUUUAUCACGGCCACAUGCGCGAUCUGCUGCAUCGGCUGUGUCCUAAUGGGUGUUGUUGGUAACCUGCCGAUUGCAUUGGCUCCCGGAAUGGGCCUGAACGCCUACUUCACCUACACUGUUGUUUGGAUUCCACGGCACUGGCAAGGUGCCAUACACCAGGGCGCUGGCUGCCGUUGGCUUGCCCGCCUCAUCCCGGCCAGCCUCAAGACUGCCACUGCUGCCGGCAUCGGAAUCUACCUGGCAUUUAUCGGUCUGCAGUCGUCGGCUGGAAUCGGCCUCAUCACCGGCAGCUCGGCUACUCUAGUUGAGCUCGGUGGGUGCCCGCCCGAGUUCCGUGACGAGAAACAUGUGUGCACUUCGCAUCAUAUGGCCGGUGGGCCAACCUGGCUCGGCAUUGCUGGUAUCAUCAUCAUUACCAUUCUGAUGCUGUAUCGCGUCAAGGGCGCCAUUCUGGGCUGGUAUCCUGCUGGUUGCCAUCAUUUCAUGGCCGCGUGGCACGCCGAGAAUGGCGACAUUGGCUUCAACUUCUUCAAGAAGGUCGUCACAUUCCACCCGAUCCAGAACAUUCUGGCUAAAUUCGACUGGGAGUUGAAGGAUGGCGACGUGUGGCUGGCCCUGAUCACAUUCCUUUUUGGUGGCUUCCUCAACGAGCGCACGCAGGACUUUGAAGGCUCUGCCUUUGCCUUCCUCUGCGACUCCUCGACCAUCGCCAUUGGCUCCAUCCUGGGUCUGUCGCCGGUUUCGACCUUUGUCGAGUCUGGUGCUGGCAUUGCGGAGGGCGGCCGCACCGGUCUGACCAGCGUUGUCACCGGCAUCGGGUUCUUUGUCGCCCUGUUCUUUGCGCCUUAUUUUUGCGUCGUUCCCGCCUGGGCUACCGGUCCUGCUCUGGUCUCAGUCGGCGCCAUGAUGCUCCAGAACGCCGUCCAUGUCAACUGGUCGUACAUCGGCGAUGCAGUGCCUGCCUUUCUGACCAUCAUCAUGAUUCCCUUCGGGUACUCGAUCGGAUACCGGUCUGAUUGCCGGCAUUGGGUCGUACAUCAUCAUCAACACGCUCGUGUGGCUGCUGGCCAAGGCGUCGCGCGGCCGCAUCGUCCCGCCAAACUACGAGGACAAGACCGAGUGGAACGCGUACCUGACGCGCGGCCGCUACAAGGCUAUUCCUCCGCCCUGGCUCCGCAGGCUCCUGCGCCAUCAACGCCCCAGAGCUGUUCGACGACAAGUCGAGCAUUGACCGCGAGCUCAAGGCGCAGAUGAGCCAGAGCCGCGACAUCCUGUAAUCACACGGCCCUCGCAAUGUUAUCUUCCAGGCCCAA